UACUUAGUCGUCGCUUCCCCCAACCGCUCCGUGCACCGAGCAUUCAGCGCAUCCAUCUCCGUCAUGCAGCUGCUCACGAAGGCUUCUGUCGUCGUCUUCGCCUCCUUCCUCGGGCUCGCCAGCGCGCAGGCGCUAAACAGCACUAACGGUACCUUGUUCUGGUUCACUCCGGGGCUCGGCGCAUGCGGCUUCACGAACACAAGCGACCAGGUCGUGGCGUCCGUCUCCGCUGAUGUCUUUAACAACUUCCCAGGCGCGACUCCGAACCCGAAUGACAACCCCAUCUGUGAUCACAACUUGACCGUCUCCUAUAACGGCACCAACGUGACGGCGCCGAUCGUCGACUACGCACCGGACGCCUCGGAAUCGUACGUCGGCUUUUCGCCCGCCGCGUUUGAAGAGUUUGAGUCUACGGACGCAGGCAUCAUCUCUGGCGUAGAAUGGGAGAUCGUCUGAGCUUGGGCCAUGGCGGAAGUCGGCACUGUUCCCGAGCCGAGGUGUUACGGACUGUUGGACUGUCGGACGGACGAUGUUCGAACUGUUGUUGUUUUUGUGGCGCGGAAUGGUUCGCUGACUGAAGGACGAUGUUGUACGGGAUCUUGCUGUAUGUCGCACCAGUCUUCGCCAACUGAUUCGCGUGAUGUUGACUAUUCUCCGUCAAAUGGUGACGGUUCGCGCGGAAGUGCCGGUGUGCAGUCAUAAAGAAGGAACUAGCAUGCCAUCGGGCGGCGAGUCGUUCAUCAAUGGGCAUACAGACAGGAAGACACAGGCUGAAGGGACGAGUCAUGCAACGUCCGAGGAUAGUUGAACGGAAGUGAUGCGGUGAACAAGCUAUUUAGCCGUGGAAAAACAUCCUGCGCGUCGAGGAGGUAGGAUCGGUGCUCACGGUUGCUCACAGCACGAUUGACUCAGAUAUAGAAUUGG
Molecule: messenger RNA, 924 nt
Organism: Rhodofomes roseus
Lineage: Eukaryota; Fungi; Basidiomycota; Agaricomycetes; Polyporales; Fomitopsidaceae
Exons: 5
Coding region: 64-456 (130 amino acids)
Source: RefSeq, a predicted model, not a curated record